Messenger RNA from Perca fluviatilis (European perch), 4276 nucleotides. It is a transcript of the gene doc2g, whose product is annotated as double C2-like domains, delta. The transcript is spliced from 11 exons. Bases 258 to 1547 code for a protein of 429 amino acids. Lineage: Eukaryota; Metazoa; Chordata; Actinopteri; Perciformes; Percidae. The record is from RefSeq and is a predicted model, not a curated record. Gene Ontology annotation, cellular component: membrane.
GGACUGACGAGGAUUUUAACCAGAUACGUCACAACUACUGGGUAAGAGAAAGAGGGAGGGACAGAGGAGAGGAGAGGAGAGGAGUAGAGCAAACAAACAGAGACGGGGAGAGAAUGAGAGAGAGAGUACAGAGGGAUAUAUUGAGUCAGAGCUGGUCUGCAUGUUCCUCAGUGUUUAAGAGACAGAGGAAUUGAGAGCAAGCAAGAUGGAGUGCUGGCACAGAUGAAGACUGUCCCUGGUCUCGUUCGACAGUCCACAUGAGCGUCUCCAAACCCCCACCGCCCCCCUCCACCACCCACCUGACCAUCCCCCCUUCCUCCACCUCCACACCUUCCUCCACCGCCUCAACCGCCUCCUCCCCCUCGGCGACGCCCCACUCCACCGGUCCGCCCCCUCCCUCGCCGGUCAAGAUCUCUAUGCAGGAGCACUUUGCCAUCAACGUGUGCCCGGGACCCAUCCUCCCCAUCCCACAGAUCUCAGACUUCUUUCCCCGUUUCCACGACUACCCCUGCACGCCACCGCCUCCGAGGGAGAAGAAGAUCCUAAAAGAGGAGACUUUCAAUGGGGAGACGGGUGUAGGAUACAAGGAUGGGGAGAGGAGGCUGGACAACGACGGAGACAGGGAGGAGGCGAUCGACUCUGAUGAUGAUGACACCUACCUAGGAACGUUGGAGUUCACCCUACUCUUUGAUCAGGAGAACAACUGCCUUCAUUGUACUAUUCACAAGGCAAAGGGACUGAAAGCCAUGGACUCCAAUGGACUGGCUGAUCCAUACGUCAAGCUGCAUCUUCUCCCCGGGGCUAGCAAGGCAAACAAGCUACGCACAAAAACCCUGAAGAAUACGCUGAACCCAGUGUGGAACGAAACGCUGAUGUAUCAUGGCAUCACAGCAGCCGACAUGACCACCAAAACGCUCAGGCUGUGUGUGUGUGAUAUGGACAGACUUGGACGAAAUGAAUUCAUUGGAGAGGUGAGAGUGGCUCUGAAGAAACUGAAAGAGGGCGAGAACAAGCGCUACUAUAUGGGCCUAGAGAGAAUUGCACAGAAUAAAGAAGCUAACAAUCAAAUGGUGGAGCAGGGAACGGUCGUGACAGAGGAGGAGCGUGGCCGCAUCCUGGUGUCACUGUGCUAUAACACAGAGAAGGGCUGCCUGCUGGUUGGGAUCAUACGAUGUGCCCAUCUGGCGGCCAUGGACUCUAACGGCUACUCUGACCCCUUCGUCAAAAUCAUCUUGCAGCCAGAUAUGGGGAAAAAGUCCAAGUACAAGACUUCAGUGAAGAAAAAAACUCUCAACCCUGAAUUCAAUGAGGAGUUUUCAUAUGAAGUUACCCUGGACCAGCUGGCAAAGAAAACCCUGGAGAUCUCUGUGUGGGACUACGACUUGGGAAUGAGCAACGACUUCAUAGGUGGAGUGGAGCUGGGCAUCACGGCAAACGGACAGAGACUCAGACACUGGUUUGACUGUCUCAAAAACAAAGGGAAGAAAGUGGAGUACUGGCAUACGCUCACACAGCAAGGAGCCCCGAGCGGUGACAAACCGGACUAGAUUACACAAGACCUUCAUGCACACACACACACACACACACACACACACACACACACACACACACACACACACACACACACAUUUGUCUCACUGGAAGAUGGUUGAUAACAGAGACCAAGUAAAGCCCUAAAAAGAGCAAAGGAUAAAACAUGCAAUAAUAAUAAUGUUGAAAAUGAUCAUAUAACGCCAAUAAUUACUGCAGCAAGUAUUAGUUUAUGAUAUUCAUACUAAUAUUAGUUAUGGUAAUAAGGUGUAAUCUGAAUACUUUUAUUUUUUUAUUUUUUUUUAAAGGUGAACCAAAUUGUGACGAUGUCCUCCAUUAAAGUGUUGACGUAACAAAACAAUACUCACAAAAUUGUGCUUUAGACCCUAUUGUAUUGUGGAAGUCGCUCAUAUUCUGUCAUUCAAAUUGACACCUAAUGAAGAGAUUUGAGAUUAAUGUACUCAGAGUUAAUUCAGUGAAAAAUGCCAAAAGUACGUAUGUGCACGCUAGUGACUCAUAAUGUGGUAUAUAGUUACAGGAGUGGGAAUGUUAUGGAAGGGUGAUUAUGUACUGGAGAAGUUUCUAUUUUAGUGGUUGUUGAUCUGAUGCAAAACAACAUACCGUAUUAUAAAGCACAAAAUGAUCCAUUUCAUGGAUUUGUACCUUUACUGUUCAGUGUUCUUGUUCUUAUGUCUUUUAUUGUCUAUAAGUGACAGUGGCUUUCUAUACACCUUCAUAUCAGACAUUAAUGUGUCAGUGUGUGCGUGUGGGCAUGUGUGUGCGUGCAUGAGGGCUAUGAGAAUAUGAGUGCCUACAUUUUCUGUCCGUGCAGUGUGUCUAUAUGUAUUCACAUCACAGCCCAUUUUCAAAUGUCUCCCAUCCAACUUCACAAGCACAGAGGUGUGAAGAAAUAAUAACAAAGGACAAGAAGGCACAUACAAGUGAGAGGUCCUCCGCUGCCACCACCACACGCCUCAGUGGUGUGAGCGUUCCUGGCUGGGGGGACACUGACAAGCUGUCAAUCAUGUGUGCCAGACACUUUGCCAUCUCUCUCUCCUGUUGCCAGACAGUCAAAAAGCAACUUUAAGAAUGGAAUAUAUCUUGAUGCGUAACCUCUGACAGCUCUUUUUGACUUUCUCGAUGAAAGGCUAAACUGAUAUUGCUUUUUGGAGGUGCCAUUUGUACCUUUACUUUGCAGCGGCAUUAUGAACCAGAUUUAAACAGGACCCAAGCAGGCUUACCUCAGUGACUCCAAUUCUGCUCCAAAAAAGUCACAGAUGAUGCAACAUUUUCUCCCUGCACGGCAAUAUCGCAGCAGUAAUGUAUUAAUUUGAAAAUACAGGCAUGUGAUUGGUCCUGUUAUCUGAUUAAUGAGCAUAGGGCUGCCCAAAAUCUUGAAAAUAAUCCACCUUUGUUGCGUUUUUGAGAGGAUGUAAAAUGUUAUGUAAAAGAAAUGUGGCAGAAUUCUACACCAACCUUUAGAGGGAGUCAUAGCUGUGAUCAAUGUUGCAUUCAUCCCAUUAUUUCUGACCUAUUAAAUAUCAGGUUUGUAGAGGCAUAUAUUUUAUCCUCUGGACAGGGGACACUGGGACUACACUGUCUGUGACACAGGAUUACCUCCCUGAGAUAAACUGUGUAGUUAGUAGAGAUGCCCCCCACCCACAUGCCUGUUAUGUGUCUCGAUGCAUAUCUCUGCAUAGCGAUGGUGUAUAUGGGCUUGACUAUCACUGAAUCAUUUAAAUGCCUGCCAGAAUAUCAAAUGCACUUCCCCGGUUCACCUAUCACUAUAGCUCUGGCCAUACACUGGUUCACAAAAGCACACCCACAGUCGGUCAGUGGCCUCCGGGACUUUUUCUAACUGUUGAAUCGAUCCGGCCGCUCAUAUUCUUGGUGUCCUUCAACAACCUUGUGAAUGUCUCAUCGUUGACUGCAAAACAAAAUGGAUCCUUCAGUGGUGAAUUAGGUUCAGAAUAAAAAGGGCUUGGGCAUUAUUGUAACAGUAGGCUUAAACACAUUUUCAGUUAGACCUUAAAUGACUUUAAGAAGAGGUUUGGGCAAGGUUUAUUCUGUACUUUCUCUAUGCACAUCAGAACUCCCAGCACGUCGGCAGUGAGGUAAUCAAACCAAAACAACAACAUUAUGUUAUCCUGGCUCCAAAGAUGCAUUUCUGGGAAUACUCGGUACUUUGAUUGGGGUAGGCUGGGUGACAGUCAUCUAAUAGAGUUCACAUUUUUAGGCUGGAUGGUUGCUUAUUCCCGUCUCUGGAUAUGUUGGUUUUGUUAACGGUCGCCAAAUUUUCGGACUCUUGUCUAUUGACCCCGCUUCGCUUACGUAAUCAUUUUAUCUGCAAUACAGCUGCAUGUUUAGCAAUCACUAUCAGCUUGUAUAAUAGAGUGCAACCAUAGCUGAUCAUUCUGAAUGCUGAUGUGUUUACAGUCUAUGCCAUCAGUGUGUAUUUGUUUGUUUGUGAAUACAAUGAUUCAGGGUAUUUUUUGCUCCGUUGCUGUGCUUUGCCAAGCAAGCUAUUGCUUUAAAAAAACAAAACCUUUACUGUCACAGAUUUUGACACUUCGUCUUCCUUCAAUUGAUAUCGCUGGUAAUGAUGCAGGAUGGCAAAAGGCGAAUGAGAUGGGGAGUUCACUACUGCAGUCCCUGUGUAUUCACUGUCAAUGUCAAUCACACGGUAUGGCUGCCAUCCUGUGGUGGGUUUGUGUAACUACUUCGCAAAUAAAUUGAAGUUGUUUCA